AUGUCCCCUUCGAUAUCAUCACCACCUUCACCCUCGCCGUCGCCUUCGACAUCACAACCCACACGUACCUCGCUCCUCACGAUCCCCAUUGAACUCAGGACUCUAAUCUACAACAAUCUCCUGUCGGGACCCAAUCGAUACAUAAUCUCAACAAGCGACCGACACCGGCUCUACCAGCGCCUCGCUGCAGGCGAAAACCGCCCCAGAUCCCAAGGCGCAUAUGCAUUCCCCGCCGCAAACCUGCUCGUCGUGAACCGACAACUCCGCGUCGAGAUCCAACCGCUCAUCAUCGAAAGAGCAUCUCUGUACUGCUCGCUCACCGAUUUCUACGAGCGCUCGUACUGCACGCUCCAACUCCCGAUCUGGCUGAGGACCUCGCUGAAGCAAUUCGCCAUCUACGAACACUACGCGACGUCCUCUGCGAGCUCCGCGGGCGUCGUGGCCGACUUGCGUGGCAUGGAUGCCAGAAACAGCGAUGGUGGGGAGCAGCGUGAGCCAAUGCUCGCCACGCAACUCGCCAACCAGAUGGAGAUGACUUCCCGGCGCGUGGCAUACGUGCGACGAGGGAUGUUUCUCAAGGCACUGCCGGCGCUGGAGUCGGUCGAGGUGCUGUAUCUCUGGCGUGACAUGUCAGAGAUGCCGGAGGCGACGCUCGAAGAUUUCCACGACGGGGAGCUGCGACAUAAGCUGAUGGCUUUCAUCAGGCACGCAUUCCGCACCGAGCUCUUGUUUGAUUACUUUGUCGCCGAGCGGCUCGUGAGUGGCCAGCUUGAUGGCCUUGAUCCGGGCGACAUACCCGAGGGGCUCCUGGAUGCUAAUGGCAAAUUGCACCCAUUGGACCUCACCUCGAAGGAAUUGCCUGUGAACAGGGUCAAGGUGUCGAUUACUACACAUCUCUGUGAGAUGUAUCCUGAAGAAGGGGCCGAGUCGAGGUGUCUUUGCAUUAGCUACAGUCCUCCAUCAUACAACACAACGCAACUUUGGAUGGGACCAAAUUAUCACCCUCCAGACCCGAUGAAAUUGGGAUGGCAUCCUCAUGAUUAG
Messenger RNA from Exophiala bonariae, 1044 nucleotides. RefSeq lists its product as uncharacterized. NCBI's taxonomy places the organism in Eukaryota, Fungi, Ascomycota, Eurotiomycetes, Chaetothyriales, Herpotrichiellaceae. The coding region runs from base 1 to 1044 and encodes 347 amino acids. The transcript has 2 exons. The record is from RefSeq and is a predicted model, not a curated record.